Messenger RNA from Tuber melanosporum (Perigord truffle), 1248 nucleotides. RefSeq names its product mitochondrial 54S ribosomal protein MRPL1. Bases 317 to 988 code for a protein of 223 amino acids. NCBI's taxonomy places the organism in Eukaryota, Fungi, Ascomycota, Pezizomycetes, Pezizales, Tuberaceae. The record is from RefSeq and is a predicted model, not a curated record. The transcript has 2 exons.
AACUUCAACUUCGAGCUUCAAACUCCAAUUCUGCCUACGCCCCUCCGACCCCACCUCAACGCUCGAAUCGCACGAGGAUCAGGAAAUUGUCGCCCAGAUACCCCACACUAAGGCACCGAAAAUCUGCAGAAUGUACCCAAGGCUGCGAGCCCUGACUUCAGUGUCGAAGACUAGUCCGAGAAAACCGGUCCUUAAUUUCUGCCGGACAUAUGCGGCGAGCUCUAAGGGAGCGGGGAAGAAGGGGAAGAAGGAUGACAAGAAAGCGAAGAAAAAGAAGGGAGGAGGUGAUUUCAUUCAACACGACUUGAAGGGUGCCAUGCAAUUCAGUCUCACGGAGGCCAUGCGAUACAUUCGAGCAAUGGAAGUUGGACGGGACCCUAUCAGUGUCAAGUACGAUCUCGCUGUCCGACUCAGGACACCAAAGUCGUCCCCGAUUAUCCGGAACAGGAUACGACUACCCACUCCUGUUAAGACUGAUAAGAGGGUUUGCGUGAUCGCAGAGGGGGAGCAAGCCGAGGCUGCACGGCAGGCUGGUGCUGCUAUCGUCGGGACUGAUGCAGUCUUUGAGCGGAUCCGGAGAGGGAACUUGGAUUUUGAACUCUGCAUUGCUCAUGAGGAUUCCUACGGGGCUCUCUUGGCUACGAAGCUAGCGAAAGUACUCGGUCCUAAGGGUCUCAUGCCAUCCGUCAAGUUUGGCACAGUUGUAAAGAAUACUGGCGCCGCCAUUAGAGAUCUCGUUGGAAAAUCCGACUACAAAGAGAGGUUGGCCGUGGUUCGAUUGCCGAUUGGCCAACUUAGAUUCACCGAAGCACAACUUGCCGAGAACAUCAAGACUUUCCUGAGCCAUCUAAGGAGGGAUAUAGCUGCACUGGAUAAUGUCACGAAAACCAUCCAUGAAGUAGUUUUGAGCUCAACGCACUCCAGCGGGUUUUCUUUGAAUGGUUGGAUCAAGCCAGAGGCGACGAGGGGGGCCCCGGAAAGCGAGUAAUAAGCAGUCCCUAUCGACCAGAAAAAUUUAAAACAUUGUCUCUUUUCUUCCUUUGGCCAGAUAAACAUCCCUUGUGUAAUUGUAAGGGGUUCGAUGCGGAAGCUCAAUGCAUGUAUAAUACAGCUAAUCGUCGCGGGCAUGAUAACACAAAGGUAGACAUCCCCAUCUUUUAGAAUCCCUUUCUCACCAGAAUUUCGUUUUAUUUUUUUUGUGUGAGGAGCCCCAGGAACUCGGAGCGAAGAACCAUGCUCGGAGUCCGA